This is a messenger RNA of Lipotes vexillifer (Yangtze River dolphin), 881 nucleotides long. RefSeq names its product nuclear transport factor 2 (gene NUTF2). The coding region runs from base 100 to 483 and encodes 127 amino acids. The transcript is spliced from 5 exons. Lineage: Eukaryota; Metazoa; Chordata; Mammalia; Artiodactyla; Lipotidae. Gene Ontology annotation, biological process: nucleocytoplasmic transport. The record is from RefSeq and is a predicted model, not a curated record.
GGAAGGGACAGUCGGUCGCAGACCGCGCUGGGUUGCCGCCGCCGCUGCCGCCAUCGUGCCAGCCCCUCGGGUCUCAACGAGGCCGGGUGACGCUCCAGAAUGGGAGACAAGCCAAUUUGGGAGCAGAUUGGAUCCAGCUUCAUUCAACAUUACUACCAGUUAUUUGAUAACGACAGAACCCAACUAGGCGCAAUUUAUAUUGACGCGUCAUGCCUUACGUGGGAAGGACAGCAAUUCCAGGGGAAAGCUGCCAUUGUGGAGAAAUUGUCUAGCCUUCCGUUCCAGAAAAUCCAGCAUAGCAUCACGGCACAGGACCAUCAGCCCACGCCAGAUAGCUGCAUCAUCAGCAUGGUUGUGGGCCAGCUCAAGGCCGAUGAAGACCCCAUCAUGGGGUUCCACCAGAUGUUCCUAUUAAAGAACAUCAAUGAUGCUUGGGUUUGCACCAAUGACAUGUUCAGGCUUGCCCUGCACAACUUCGGCUGACCUCCUCCCAGCCAGGCACUCAUGCUGUUUCCUCCUCCCUCCUCUUCCCGAUAUUAUUCAUGCUCCUCCAGAUGCUCCAAAUAUCAUACACAAAUGAGCAGGGCCGCGGUGGGAGUGGGCGCAGUGCGCUACUGCUGCCGAGGUAUUGUGCAUGAUGUUUGGACGCUAGACUAGUUGCAUCUGAUGGGAGAAGUUUGUGUUGUACCAGCGCAUGCCUUGGAAAGACUUAAGUAAUGCGAAAGGUUGUCUUUUUUUUUUUUUUUUUUAAUCUACUGACAAGUUGCUCUAGUAACCCAAAGAAGUGAAGGAGAAAGCAGCUGCCUCACCACCGAGAUAUUGAUUUGUUCAGAUGUUUCAAUGCCUCAUGAUACAAUAAAACCACGAAAAUUUUCUUAACA